Molecule: messenger RNA, 1413 nt
Organism: Gopherus evgoodei (Goodes thornscrub tortoise)
Lineage: Eukaryota; Metazoa; Chordata; Testudines; Testudinidae
Gene: TEX15
Product: testis expressed 15, meiosis and synapsis associated
Biological process (GO): synaptonemal complex assembly; homologous chromosome pairing at meiosis; regulation of double-strand break repair via homologous recombination
Cellular component (GO): nucleus
Source: RefSeq, a predicted model, not a curated record
GGCAGAGAACUUGAGGAACAUUUUUGCUUUUUGGUGCUGCCUUGGGAUGAGGUCUCAAAAAUUUACCACAGUGGAAUACAUACCAGCGAGUCUGCAAUGAAGGAAUUAGGAAAUCCCCUCCUUGGAGUUUAUUUAUUCAGACAUGUUGAUGUUGCUUUGAAUUAUGCAAAUAGAUUGAUCAGUGCAGAAAACAUCCUUGUUUUCAAGGUUCUCUUUGGAAAGGUAAAAAAAAUUCAGCCUCCUAUGGGUAAAAAGAAAGUUGCCCUGGAUCCUACCCCAAACUUUGAUUGCCACAUGUCUAGAAUUGCUCCUACGCUUAAAGAUCCAGUUGAUCUGCAGGCCAUUGGCUCAUCGGACUUUCUGGUGAUGAGAUGGCUCAUUAAGCCUGCACAAGCAAAAUUCUUAGACAUUACAGAAGAACAGUCACCCAGACAUGCUGGUGUCAAGAUGGAAAUGGAAGAAAGUAAUAGAGUUAAAGUGCAGACAAAAAAUGAGAAGCCACCAAACGUGACAGCUGUUGGUGCAGAAACAAAUCCUUUGAAAAAAUUUACCAUCCCUAAAAUAAGGAGGACUGCUGAUAAAGUUUCUUUAACAUCCUGCUACACUAAUGAGAGGGAGUAUAGCAGUAUCAGCCAUACUCUGAGCCAGUCUCGUCUCAACACAGGAUGUGACCUGCAGUCUUCAUGGCAGUUUGGUGAGAUAAGACUAGUACACAAUGAAGAGCUGGAAAAAAAAUUUGCUGCAAAGAGGGCCAAGAUGCGUGAAGAAGGAAGGCAAGGCAGAGAACUUGAGGAACAUUUUUGCUUUUUGGUGCUGCCUUGGGAUGAAGUCUCAAAAAUUUACCACAGUGGAAUACAUACCAGCGAGUCUGCAAUGAAGGAAUUAGGAAAUCCCCUCCUUGGAGUUUAUUUAUUCAGACAUGUUGAUGUUGCUUUGAAUUAUGCAAAUAGAUUGAUCAGUGCAGAAAACAUCCUUGUUUUCAAGGUUCUCUUUGGAAGUAAAAAAAUUCAGCCUCCUAUGGGUAAAAAGAAAGUUGCCCUGGAUCCUACCCCAAACUUUGAUUGCCACAUGUCUAGAAUUGCUCCUACGCUUAAAGAUCCAGUUGAUCUGCAGGCCAUUGGCUCAUCGGUUUACUUCUAUGAAUACAAUAUACACUCAAAACCAGUGGAUAAGCCUAGGCAGUGUCUUCCAUAUGCAGUAGUAACAGUAAGAUUCGUUGGCCAGAAGGUGGAAACUGACCCUCUUGUAACAUCUGUGAGGUUUCUGUCUAAAGGAUUUCCUAAGUAUUCUGAGAGAAUGCAAGAGUUACUCCUCAAAAUGAAAAAGAUCUAGCGUUGAGUAUCUCACCGGAUAAUCUAGGAAACAAGAGGCCUCUAGAAAAAGCUGGGCAAGACCAAUUACCGUGCUCACCUU